AUGGCUCUGAAACGGUCCUUGUUCAAGGCCCUCCUGGUCCUCUACCUGUACCUCAACUUGGAGUUUCACCCCAGCCUUCCCCAAGAGACCAACUCCGACAAGAGUGCCGAGGACCCCACCAUCUACAGCCGCAUCCUGGACAAGCUCCUGAAGGGCUACGACAACAGGCUGCGUCCCGGCUUCGGAGGGGGGCCCACCGUGGUGCAGACCGACAUCUACGUGACCAGCAUCGGCCCGGUGUCCGACAAGAAGAUGGAAUACACCAUAGACAUAUUCUUCCGCCAAAGCUGGAAGGACGAGCGGCUCAAGUUCAAGGGGCCCGUCCGCCGCCUGUCGCUCAACAACCUGCUGGCCAGCAAGAUCUGGACGCCGGACACCUACUUUCACAACAGCAAGAAGUCCAUCACGCACAACAUAACCACGCCCAACAAGCUGCUGCGGCUGGAUGACGACGGGACCCUGCUCUACACCAUGCGCCUCACCAUCUCCGCCGACUGCCCCAUGAAGCUCCACAACUUCCCCAUGGACGAGCACACGUGCCCCCUGACCUUCGGCAGCUACGCGUACACCGCGGACGAAGUCACCUACGUGUGGACCAACAAGACGAACAUCACUGGGCUGGCGGUGGCCAAGGACGCCUCCCGGCUGACCCAGUACUACCUGACAAACAACUCGACUCGCAAGGGCAACCGCACCACCAGCGCAGGCAAUUUCACCGUCAUGACCGCGGAAUUCCAGCUGCAGAGGAAGCUGGGCUACUUCGUCGUCCAGAACUACCUGCCCUGCAUCAUGACCGUGGUCCUGUCCCACCUGUCCUUCUGGCUGAACCGGGAGGCCGUCCCGGCGCGCACCGUGUUCGGGGUGACCACGGUGCUGACCAUGACCACCAUGGGCAUCAAUGCCCGGAGCAUGCUGCCCGAGGUGUCCUACGCCACCGCCUUGGACUGGUUCAUGGCCGUGUCUUACCUCUUCGUGUUCGCCGCGCUCCUCGAGUUUGCCGCCGUCAACGGUUUCACCAAGAGGAGCUGGGCCUGGGAUGGCAAGGGCAGCGCGGGCCGGAUGAAGCACAAGAAGCAGCAGCGCCUCUUAGGCCGGAGAAGGCUGUUCACCACCUCGAGGAGGAGGAGCCACUCGCCCGGCACCCCAGGGGAGCACAUCCCGAUGCAGAGUCUCCAUCGGGGUGAGGAGGUCCGCCUGCGGAUCCCCGGGCCCCAGGCCGCCACCUCGUCCCCAAUCUCCAGGCGCCGGCCAGUCCCUCCCGAGGACCAGGAGUCCCCCGAGAUGAAGACGUACAACAGCGAAAGCAAGAUCGACCAGAUGUCCCGAAUCCUGUUCCCGGUCGCAUUCAUCAUUUUCAACCUGAUUUACUGGUGGCUUUAUUUGUAAGAAAGGAGAUGUAGGGCUACCCACCACCACCCCAGUCAGGCUCCUCCCCGACCCCCCAAACCAGCCUCCUCACCCCCAAACCCGAGAGCCAUAGUUUCCGAGGAAUGGUUCCCCAGAAGGGCUAAUCUUAGAGGGACUUUCCAUCCUAGGAUACCAUCUUUCAGGAAAUUCUUGCAUGUUUAAUAAUGCAUACGAACGCUAUUUGUUGCCUUGGUGUUUCUACACACCACGUCAGAUGAAUCGAAGAUGUCACAUUGAUACAUGAGAAACGAAGAUCUUUCUAGAAAAGCCAGGACGGCUCUGACAUGCGUUAUGUCUGACACUGAUUGUUUACAAGCAAGAGAAGUCUACUUUGUCCCUGUUCCAAGGGUGACCUGACAAUGCAAUGUUUUUAUACGUCCAACGUCAUUUCAUACGAAAUUUCCC
This is a messenger RNA of Eptesicus fuscus (big brown bat), 1812 nucleotides long. It is a transcript of the gene GABRA5, whose product is annotated as gamma-aminobutyric acid type A receptor subunit alpha5. Gene Ontology annotation, molecular function: GABA-gated chloride ion channel activity; GABA-A receptor activity; benzodiazepine receptor activity. The coding region runs from base 1 to 1386 and encodes 461 amino acids. The record is from RefSeq and is a predicted model, not a curated record. The transcript is spliced from 9 exons. Gene Ontology annotation, biological process: nervous system process; monoatomic ion transmembrane transport; regulation of postsynaptic membrane potential. Lineage: Eukaryota; Metazoa; Chordata; Mammalia; Chiroptera; Vespertilionidae. Gene Ontology annotation, cellular component: synapse; GABA-A receptor complex; dendrite membrane.